AUGGCCGCCAAUAUGCAGCACAUGGCUGGCGCUGGCCACAUGAUGUCCCAGCAACAGCAGCUACAGCUGCUGCAGCACAGGCGCUCCAGUGCCAAUCAAUAUGGCCAAACUAUCCUGGCCCGACUCUCCAACACUCAGGUGCCAAACUCGGGCUGGCAUGCUACAGUGCCAAUGAAUGAUCGUGUUGGCAAGGCUCUUGAAUUAUUUUCCAAUAUCACCCUCGGUAGCAUCGUCGAUCCAGGAUCGGCAUUGGAAUUGUCCAUUAAUUUUGAAGUCGCCACAUUCACAAAUUCCCAAUCCAAAGAACACUACGCCACCCUUUUCAGAGACAAGAUUGUCAAUUUGUUCAAAAAGCGCCAAGCCAAUGCCGGCAGCCUACAAAACGGUCUCAAUGCCAACGCCCAGGCACAUGCCCAGGCACAGGCACAAGCACAAGCUAUGCUCAACAUGCAGCAGAUGGGUCGCGGCUUUGGCCCCCAGCAGGGUUUCGCGGGCAUGAACCAAGGCAUGCCAGGCCAGCAGAUGCCUAAUCAACAACAGAUGCUCCAGUUGCAGCAGCAGCAACAACAGCAGCAGCAGCAGCAGCAGCAGAUGGCCGCUAGCAUGGGCAUGGCCAACCAAGCAGGCCGCGGUAUGCCCGGUCCAGCCCAGCAGCUCGGCAUGGGACCUGGUGCCCCCGGCCAACGUCCACCCGGCGUUGCCAACGAUCUCGCCCGCCUGCCGCCUUCAGAUCGUGAAAAAGUAAACCAGCUUGCCGUCAGAAUGUUUAACCAGGCUACAGAGGCACAGAAGAACCAGUACCGCGCCCAAGUUCGCAGCAAGAUGACACAAGCGCAAAUCAACGAUUUCAACGCACACAACCGAGAUCCUUCCAUGCUUGUCUUCCAAAACCAAGCUUUCCAAACCCUUACGAAACAAGCCGCAGUCAGCAGAGCCCAAGCUGCUGCCAACAUGAACCCUCAGCAGGCCGCCAUGAUGCAGCAGCAAAGUAGCCAACAACGCGCCAACAACAUGAUGCCCAAUGGCCAACCCGCGCCUCACGACUUUUCUCAGUUUGGUCCCAGCAUGGAGAGCAUCAAGGACCAGCAAAUGAGCGGCCUCAUGGCUCAACAAGCCGGCCAGAUGGUCGUGCCCGCUAGCAGUGCCGUAAGGAACGCGACACCUCAACCUGGUAGCCAAGGCAUCGGUAGCCAGGGCCAGAACCAGACUCCCCGCCAAGGUCAGCAGCCGGGUCAGCAACAACAGCAGCAGCAGCAGCAGCAGCAGCAGAUGAAGUUGAACCAGGCCUCGCAGCAGGCCCAAGCGGCUCAGAUGAGGCAGAUGCACAGCCAGCAGGGUGCCGGCAUGGACCAAAAUCAAAGUCCCGCCAUGAACCCGGCCGCCAACCGUGGACCUAAUGGCGCGAAUCCCAUGGGGACCCCUGGCAGCCAGCACGGUAACAUGCCUUUCAACAACCUGCCGCUAAGCCAGAGGUUCCAGGGAAAUCCUGGUAUGCAGGCCAUGGUGGUGGCCAUGGCCUCUAGCAUGAGCCCGGAGCAGCAACACCAGUUCAGCGCGAUGCCAGACGAAAAGAUAGUGGACAUGGUACGCAAGUACAGUAUACAGCAGCAGCAACGCGCCAACGCCGGUCGAAUGGGCGCACCUCAACUGCAGCAGCAAAUGAACCAGAAUCCGGCUAGCGCAGGUCUCCCAGGAGGCAUGCAGCAGCAGCAACAGCAGCAGCAGCCCAACGCUCCUGGUCCGAAUGGCGGUCCUCUACAGGGACCAGGGGCCAUGAACUUGAACAAUCCCCAAAUGCAAGCCAUCAUGGACAACAUGGACAUUCCGGCCCAGGUUCGUGAGCAAAUGCUCCCCGGCAUGCCUCUCGAAACCAAGAAAUGGCGCGACCUUAAGGCUUGGGUCAACCAGUCCAACACAUCACAAGCAAGCAAGCAAGUCCUUGUCCAUUUGCAAAGACAGCAAUUUCAGCAUUGGUGGGCCAAUCGUCGACAACUCCAGCAGCAGCAGCAGCAACAACGACAGCAGCAACAGCAGCAGCAGCAGCAGCAAGGUCAUCAACAGCCCAUGCAGCAAAGCCAGCCACCCCCUCAGAUGGCUCCGCAGCAGCAACAGGGCCAGCAACAGCCGCAACAGGGCCACCAGCAGCAACAGCAGCAGCAGCGUCAGCAGCAGCAGCAGGGUCAGAUGCUUGCUGGUGGCAUGAACAUGGCCAAUAUGCCUUUCAAUAACACGGCAAACUUUCCUCCACACCUCAUGCAUGUCACACCGCAGGAGAUUGCACAGCUGCGGGCCAGCAAGCCUACCACCAUCAACAUGCCUGACGAACAGCUCCGUAUGAUCAUCAUGCAAAUGAAGCGCAACCAGUGGCAAAACCAGCAAGCGAAUCGCAUGCGAGCGCAGAGUGCGGCCAGCCAGGGUCUCGGACCUCAGAAUCCUAUGGCUGGACCGGCCGCUGCACAGAUGGGGCAGCAGCAGAAUCAACCUCCCCAGCAGCAGGAAGUAAGCCGUCAGCAGCCUCAACCGCCUCAGCAGCAGGCUGGCCUCAUGGCCGGUGCUACUGCCCAGUCUCAAGCUGCAGCCGCCAAGCAGCAGCCAACACCUCAACAGCCGGUCAAGAAUCUCAAGCGGCCAAGCAGUGACGAUGCUCCUGGCGGGGACAAUGGUGCUGAUACCGGCAACGCCGCCGCUGCAAUCAACUCGGGUGGCGCUAGAGCCCCCAACAUCCCCGGCAUCAAGCGUCUAUCACCGCAGCAAAUCGCCAACAUGACGCCGGAGCAGAAGACCAAGUACGAGGCUUUCCUCAGAGCUCAGAUGGCUAGCAAAGAUGGCCCACCUGCUGCACCCGCUGCACCCGCCGGUAUCAUGCAACCAACGGCUGAGUCGAUCAAUCGACUAAAAGCCAUUGGCCAAGCAGCAGCGCGCCAGCUUGCGCAAGAGCCCAUGGUAGACAUUCCCAUGAGCCCUCAUGAGCUGGAGGAGACAGGUGCAAAGCUGAAGCGGAUCGUCAUCGACAUGGGCAAGGUCGGACGCAGCCUCAGCAGGUGGUUCGCCAUCACGGCAGAUGAAGGACGCGCAAGCAUGUUCUUCAAAUUCCGGCAGCGUCUUCUCAAGCAGUUUGUGGAUGGCGAUGCCAUGACAAUUCUGCGCGACGCAUUCAGCAUGCGGUCUUCGGACUUGGAGCAAGCAAGAGCCAUGCUAGAAAGUAUGGUCCGGGAUCUUGCCGCCGCUGCCAGCAUGAAGGGUGGAUUCAUGAGGGCACAAAACAGUCAGACGCAGUCCGGCCAGGUAGCUCAGCAAACAUCCCAGGGCAGCAACGACCAGUCCUCGCCGGCGGUGGCACCGCUCAACGCGAGCAACCUGGAAAAGAAUUCGCAGGCGCUCAGCCGGCAGAAAAGCAAGUCGGCGAAUCAGCCGCCUCCCGCACCAACGGUGGCUCAGGCACCCGGCUUCCCAGCAAAUGCAUCUUCGCCGCACGGCAAUCCCAGCUACAUGAGCAAGGCCAAGGACAUGAACUUGCAGAUUCCGCCGCGCAAGAAGCAAAAGGUGUCGCAGCAGCCUGGCCAGGCGGCCAGCACGCCAUCGCCGCGAGUCAGCAAGACGGCGUCGCCCGAGAUGAAGCGAGCACCAGAGCCAGCAGCCAAGCCGGUGUUCCUGUGCAGGGAGCCGGACUGCGACGUGACGUGCUUCGGGUUCUCUACGGAGCAGGCUUUGAAGCAGCAUGUUGAGGAGGAGCACGUUAAGCCGAGGGAGGACCCGGUCAAGUUUGUGCAAGAAAAUCUGGCGUUGGCUCUGGGGUUGGAAAUGGACGGCACGAUGAAGAAGCCGGCUGGGGACGCGGCGCAAGCGAUGGGGCCUUCAGGGUCCAAGCAGGGACAAGGUGUGGCGAUGAAAAGAUCUGGUAGCGCGCAGAGUCGAGUACAAUCUGCCAGUGGUAGAGGCGACAAGGGAAUGGCAAAGACGGCGGCGGCAGAAGUGACGACGGCGGUAGCGGCCGACCCGUGGGCGUCGUCGACACUGGACGCGCAGGCGCUGUUGAGCAAUCUGGGAUUCGAAAACGGGCUGCCAACAGUGAUGAAUGAGUUUCGGCAGCUAUACCGGUCGUCGACACCGAAUGACACUCCCGAGUCGAGCAAGGACAGCGGGGCAAGCGAGCCCAACAGCGACAUUUCCGAGGGCGCUGCGCUGGACAUUGACAUGAACUGGCAGAGCAUUGACACGGAUCUGCUCCUGAACCUGAACAAUACGAGCCUGGACUCGUCGGGAACGACGCUGGAUCCGUCUCUUCUUUUGGACCCUCUGGCGGGACCGCCGCCGGACUGGGACGAAGUACAUGUCGACUUUGACAAGCCGUUUCAGUUUGACACGAGCAAGUACUACUUUGACACGUCGUCUUGA
Akanthomyces muscarius is the source of this 4395-nucleotide messenger RNA. RefSeq lists its product as uncharacterized. Lineage: Eukaryota; Fungi; Ascomycota; Sordariomycetes; Hypocreales; Cordycipitaceae. The record is from RefSeq and is a predicted model, not a curated record. The transcript has 3 exons. The coding region runs from base 1 to 4395 and encodes 1464 amino acids.